Messenger RNA from Carya illinoinensis, 1916 nucleotides. RefSeq names its product myrcene synthase, chloroplastic-like. Gene Ontology annotation, biological process: diterpenoid biosynthetic process. The record is from RefSeq and is a predicted model, not a curated record. Gene Ontology annotation, molecular function: magnesium ion binding; terpene synthase activity. NCBI's taxonomy places the organism in Eukaryota, Viridiplantae, Streptophyta, Magnoliopsida, Fagales, Juglandaceae. The coding region runs from base 16 to 1821 and encodes 601 amino acids. The transcript is spliced from 7 exons.
AGCAAAGCUUCACUAAUGGCUUACACAAUGCAUCUUAGCAUUCUUGAUUCAAUCCGAAAUUGCAAACCCUCUACAAUAUUGCCCCCACCUAAAAGACUAGUCUCAACUUUAACAAGAAGAAAAUGUGGCGAUGUACCUCAUUCUUUCCAAACCAUGGCCCCCCAAGAAAACUCAAGUAUUGACUCUACUAUUGUCCGACGAUCAGCAAAUUACCAACCUACCAUUUGGCAUUAUGAUUACAUCCAAUCAAUAAGAAGCGAAUACAUGGGAGAGUUACUCACCCCAAAGAUUGAUAAGCUGAAGGGAGAAGUAAAAACGAUGUUUCGCAAAGUGAUGGAUCCGAUAAAGCAACUCGAGCUGAUUGACAUCUUGCAAAGACUUGGAGUAUCUUACCACUUUGAGGAUGAAAUAAGGACUAUAUUGGAAAACAAAUACAAUACUCAUCAUAGUGGUGAUAUUUGUGAGAAGCAGAAUUUAUAUGCCACAGCUGUUGAGUUUAGACUACUAAGACAACAAGGAUAUGAUGUACCUCAAGAGACUUUCAAAAGUUUCUUAAAUAAAAACAAGAAUUUCAAAGAAUGUUUUUGUGUUGAUAUUGAAGGAAUGCUGGCUUUGUAUGAAGCCUCAUUCCACCAAAGAGAAGGUGAAAGCAUCUUGGAGGAAGCAAGAUAUUUUGCAACCAAACAUCUUAAAGAGUAUGUGGAUCGAAACAAAGAUGAUCAAUAUCUUUGUAUGAUGGUGAGUCACGCCCUAGAGCUUCCACUGCAUUGGAGAGCGAUAAGGUUGGAAGCGAGAUGGUUCAUUGAUGCAUAUAGGAGUAGAGAAGAUAUGAACCCUACCUUGCUUGACCUGGCAGAACUGGAUUUUAAUAUAGUACAAGCAAUCCACCAAGAAGAUCUUAAAGAAGUGUCACGGUGGUGGAGGAGUUAUGGCCUUGGAGAUUUGAGCUUUGUAAGGGAUAGAGUGGUGGAGAAUUUCCUAUGGGCAGUGGGAUUAUUAUUUCAACCUCAAUUUGGAUAUGAGAGGAGAAUGUUAACAAAACUCGGUGCAUUGUUAACAGUAAUAGAUGAUGUCUAUGAUGUUUAUGGCACUUUAGAAGAGCUUAAGCUCUUUACCGAUGUUGUUGAAAGAUGGGACGUGAAUGCAAUGGAACAACUUCCUUAUUAUCUACAGAUUUGUUUCCUUGCCGUCUACAACACGGUUAAUGAAAUGGCUUUUGACACUCUCAAGGAAAAAGGAUGCAACAUCCUUUGGUACAUGAAAAAGGCGUGGGCAGAUAUAUGUAGAUCUUAUUUGUUGGAGGCAAACUGGUUUUACAAUGGACAUACGCCAAGCCUUCAAGAAUACUUUGAAUGUGGAUGGAUCACUAUAGCACUACCAAAUAUACUGGUGCACUGUUAUUUUUUCAUCAACAAUCCCAUAACAGAGGAAGCCUUGGAUUCAUUGGAAGAAUAUCCUGAUAUAAUUCGUUUGUCGUCAUUCAUUGGGCGACUUGCAGAUGAUCUCGGAACAUCUUCGGACGAGUUAAAGAGGGGGGAUAAUCCUAAAUCAAUCCAAUGCUACAUGAAUGACACUGGUGCCAGUGAGGAAGAUGCUCGUCAAUACAUGAAGUCCUUGAUUAGUGCAACAUGGAAGACAAUUAAUGGAAAUCUCAUUGCAAGUUCUCCAUUCUCCAAAACAUUUAAUGAGAUCGCAACGAAUACUGCAAGGGUGUCCCUGUUCAUGUACCAGCAUGGAGAUGGGCAUGGCAUUGUAGACCGUGAGACUAAGGACCGCGUGUUAGCGUUGUUUAUUCAUCCCAUUCCCAUAGCUAAUAAUUGAUGAAUGAUUGGCUAAAUCACAUAUGUAUCUUCCUACUUUUUCCAUGUGUCAAAGGUUAUUUGUCUUUUUACCUCACUAAUAAUACCGCUCCUUGU